Messenger RNA from Sarcophilus harrisii (Tasmanian devil), 7169 nucleotides. RefSeq names its product adaptor protein, phosphotyrosine interacting with PH domain and leucine zipper 1 (gene APPL1). Gene Ontology annotation, cellular component: endosome membrane; cytoplasm. Lineage: Eukaryota; Metazoa; Chordata; Mammalia; Dasyuromorphia; Dasyuridae. Bases 176 to 2305 code for a protein of 709 amino acids. The record is from RefSeq and is a predicted model, not a curated record. The transcript has 22 exons. Gene Ontology annotation, biological process: signaling. Gene Ontology annotation, molecular function: identical protein binding.
GACGGGCGGGAGGGGCCGGAUCCGGUUCGGUGGGUGGCGCGCCUGCGACGGCGGCGGGGGCUCGGGCCGCAGCUGUCGUCGUCCUGGUCGCUGUCACUGCUGCCGCCGCUGCCACUUUCGCCUUCUCCUCGACUCGGCCCAGACCCGACCUCGGCCGGGCCGCCCGUCAGCCACCAUGCCGGGCAUCGACAAGCUGCCCAUCGAGGAGACCCUGGAGGACAGCCCACAGACACGGUCCCUGCUGGGUGUAUUUGAAGAAGAUGCUGCAGCUAUUUCCAAUUACAUGAAUCAAUUAUAUCAAGCCAUGCGUCGAAUUUAUGAUGCACAGAAUGAAUUAAGUGCAGCGACACACCUGACAUCAAAGCUUCUAAAAGAAUAUGAGAAACAGCGUUUUCCACUAGGGGGUGAUGAUGAAGUAAUGAGCUCUACUUUGCAGCAGUUUUCAAAAGUGAUUGAUGAGCUAAGUUCCUGUCAUGCAGUACUCUCAACUCAACUUGCUGAUGCUAUGAUGUUUCCUAUUUCCCAAUUUAAAGAAAGGGAUCUAAAAGAGAUAUUAACUUUAAAGGAAGUGUUUCAAAUUGCCAGCAAUGAUCAUGAUGCUGCAAUUAAUAGAUAUAGUCGACUGUCCAAAAAAAGAGAAAAUGAUAAGGUGAAGUAUGAAGUUACUGAAGAUGUAUAUACUUCUAGAAAAAAACAGCACCAGACGAUGAUGCAUUAUUUCUGUGCAUUGAAUACUCUUCAGUAUAAGAAGAAAAUAGCGAUGCUAGAACCCCUGCUUGGAUACAUGCAAGCUCAGAUAAGUUUCUUUAAGAUGGGUUCCGAAAAUCUCAAUGAACAGCUAGAAGAAUUUUUAGCAAAUAUUGGAACAAGUGUACAGAAUGUUCGCAGGGAAAUGGAUUGUGAAGUGGAAACCAUGCAGCAGACAAUAGAGGAUUUGGAAGUAGCCAGUGACCCGUUGUAUUUGCCUGACCCUGACAUCACCAAAUUUCCUGUUCAUCGCAAUUUAACCCGCAAGGCUGGAUAUCUCAAUGCUAGGAAUAAGACUGGCCUCGUGUCCUCUACCUGGGACAGACAAUUUUACUUUACUCAAGGUGGAAACCUGAUGAAUCAGGCCCGGGGAGAUGUUGCGGGGGGCCUUGCCAUGGACAUAGACAACUGCUCCGUAAUGGCUGUUGACUGUGAAGAUAGACGGUACUGUUUCCAGAUCACAUCCUUUGAUGGCAAAAAGUCUUCAAUUUUGCAAGCAGAAAGUAAAAAAGACUAUGAAGAGUGGAUUUGUACAAUAAACAACAUCUCCAAACAGAUAUAUUUAAGUGAAAAUCCUGAGGAAAUUGCUGCAAGAGUAAAUCAGUCGGCUCUGGAAGCAGUCACUCCAUCACCAUCUUUCCAGCAGAGGCAUGAGAGCUUGCGGCCAAUCCCACAAAGUCGGCCAACUACAGCUCGAACUAGUAGUUCAGGGUCUCUUGGAUCCGAGUCAACAACUUUGGCAACUCUUUCCCUGGAUUCUCUCGUUGCCCCAGACACACCUAUACAAUUUGACAUAAUUUCUCCUGUUAGUGAAGAUCAACCUGGCCAGGCUAAAAAUUCUGGGCAGGGAGGCAAGCGUACAAAUCCAUUUGGAGAAUCUGGAGGAAGAUCAAAAACUGAAACUGAAGAUUCCAUCCUUCAUCAGUUAUUUAUUGUUCGAUUCCUUGGCUCUAUGGAGGUAAAAUCAGAUGACAGUCCAGAUGUUGUUUAUGAAACAAUGCGUCAAAUCCUAGCAGCUCGAGCGAUCCAUAACAUUUUCCGGAUGACAGAAUCCCAUUUAUUAGUUACUUGUGACUGUUUAAAAUUAAUUGACCCACAAACUCAAGUUACAAGGCUCAGAUUUCCCUUGCCCAAUGUGGUCCUGUAUGCUACACAUCAGGAAAGUAAACGUCUCUUUGGGUUUGUGCUUCGGACAUCGGGAGGCAGAGUCGAGAGCCAUCCAACUUCAGUUUGUUACAUAUUUGAAUCGAACAAUGAAGGAGAAAAGAUUUGUGAUUCUGUUGGACUUGCAAAACAGAUCGCUUUGCAUGCUGAAUUGGAUCGCAGAGCAUCAGAGAAACAAAAAGAAAUAGAGAGAGUAAAAGAGAAACAACAGAAGGAACUGAAUAAACAGAAACAAAUUGAAAAGGAUUUAGAAGAACAAAGUCGAUUAAUAGCUGCCUCCAGUAGACCAAACCAGACGAGUGGAGAAGGACAAUUUGUGGUCCUUAGUAGUAGCCAGUCUGAAGAGAGUGAUUUGGGAGAAGAUGGAAAGAAGAAAAAAGAGUCAGAAGCAUGAGGUUAUCCAUUUUUUUGGUGGCCUUUUUCUACCAUCAGAAUCUCUUAACAGUUUCUGAGAUAAAACAGCACAAGUUAAACAACCCUAAGAGGCAUCAAGGUAGAGAUUUUUUUAUAGAAGACUGAAUUUGCCAACCACAUUUUACGGUUUUUUCCCCCCUUAAAAUUAACUUACGGUUAUUAUAAUAACAAUAACUUAACACCUAAUUCCACGUUUUAAAAAAUCUGUCUGUUUACUGAAGUAGGUUGCUGCAAUUAUACCGAGUUGACUUUUUUUUCCUCCAUUUCAAAACUUUUUACCUUGGCUUUGGAACAACUUUAGUUGUACAAACUAAAAGGAAAUAUUUAUCCUUAUGCUUCAGCUGUACAUGGGGAUACUAUUUCCGUCUGCUGGAAGCAGGAAGAAGGUGUGUGCUGAACAGAUUCAAAAUCAUUUGCAUUUUAUUGCAAAGAAUCACUCAUCCUUGUGAGACUUACAUUACAACAGUGAAUGUGCAAUACACUUUGGAAAAGGCCCAGGACAUAGGUUUUAUGUGUAUGGUUUUAGAGUUUUCAGGGAGGUGCCAUUUAAUCAUAGAAUGCAUCAUUGGCGUGACUUCAUGGGAUGUAAUUACAUCAUGGUGUAUAUGAAAUAGAAACCAAGGUUUCUCCAUGUCAAGAUGAACCUGGCUGUUGGCAUGUGACCAUCACAUUCUCAUUCUCAGGGUGGGACUUGAAAUACUGCUGCAAAGUGGUAGUGGUUAAAGCUAGAAGAUGUUGGGAAUUGUGAAAGGAUAUCUUUUUGUUUAAAUACAUUUUAGAUGUUGAAUUUGGAUAAGGCAAAUUGGCCUUUGGUAUCUGUUAUACUCAGUGAUGAAUUCUAUUUUUUAUAUCAUAUGAAAUCAUAAUUUUCAUUACAAUUGAGUGACAUUACAAUGAAAGUUCUCAGCAAUUAUGUUUACUGAUUAAGCAGAAAUCCCUCAACUAUUUGGGGAUUUGUGCUCACUUGGAAUAAUUUCAACUGACGUUCUCCAAGUCUUCACAGCUAAAUAACCUUCAGCUUCUUGCUAUGUAUGAUAUUGAAUCGUCCAUGAUGGCAAAUAACUAAUUUAUAUAAAAUGUCAUAUUUGCACUAAUUAUUGUAAAUAAUACUAUUCUAAUGAGUGGGAGACACAUUCGUAGGUUCAAAAACAUAAUGCCUGGUAUGUUAUAGAAAAAUGGAAAAAGGAAAAUGGUUUUGGCUCAUAGUUAUAAGUGAUAAUUUUCUACAGGCCUCUUUCAUAUCAGAUGUUUAUUUUUUACAGUUAUCAGUGUUUGAGACAAAUAAUGCUUCUCCUAAAUUUAAGAAUUUAAUACAAUAAUGUAGCAAAUUAAAUGUUUUGGUCAAUUUCUGAAUUUGGUCAAAAGUUAGUUUCCAAUAACAAUUGGGAAUUUCAUAAGGGAAAAUUUUAUUCUUUAAAUGCAACUUUUUUCCUUAAAAGUGAAGUAGAGGGGUUCGGUUUUGGCUUUCACUCUGUGUGGGUUACUGCUUUCUGUGAUCAUUAGAAUAGGUGUCAUCAGACCUUUCUUAUAUCUGUCUUUGUGUGCCAAGUGGAAAUUUUGACUUAUUUAGUACUUAUUGGCGGCAUUAUGUUGGACCAUCUGAUUGAAUUUGUUUGAGAAUGAUAUGGCUUACUCUUUAUAUAGAGAAUAGUAUAAAUGUCAACAUGAACUAAAUUCCUUCACUUAAAAAGUUGUUCUUUAAUCAUGUAUAAUGUAUAAAAUUUGCUCUUAAAGUCAUUUAUGAUAAAUAGUGCUUAUUCUGCUUACGUCAUAGAUUUGUUUACAUCAUAGAUUGUGUCCUUUUACUUAUGUCAAAUGGAGUCUCUAUAACCAAUAGGGAAGUUCUUUAAAAGCAAGGAACAAGGGAAAGCUUUAGCAAGAAGGGAAGCUAGUAAAAAUAAGACUCUGUAGUAAGUACUAAUAAAGCACUAAUACAAACAAAGUGAGGAAGGCAGGCAAUCUUCCUGUUUUUCUUGAGUCCCUAAACUAAGGCCUCUUUUGUUUUGAGGUACUGUCAAUUUUAAGUUAAACCCAUAUUUAAAUGUAAAUUGAAAAAAAAAGUCAAACAAAAAUAUUUUUUAAUAGUUACUAUCCUGGAUGAUUCCAUCCUCAGCUCUAUGUAGAUAACUGAGAGUUGGCUGUAUGUUUGUUUCUGAGCAUUGUAAAGGGAUUUUCUCAAUCAAAUUUCUUCUACUUGACUAGUUGAGAGUUUCAUUUCUUCUUGCCUAGAUAAUUUAUAAACUGUUAACUAAUUUUUUUUGGGGGGGGGUCUCCCUUCAGUCCCUUCUGUGUCCUAGAAAUCUUAAUGCACUGAGCUGAUCACUUCAUUCUUCUGUUCCCAAACCUCCCCAUUGCCUCCUGAAUCAAGUGUAGACUGCUGAUCUUGGCAUUCAAGACCCUUUACAAUCUGAUCCCAACAUGUUUUUUCAGCUUUAUCAUGUACUGUGCCCUUAUUCUAUAUUCUACAUUUUAGUCAAAGUAGACUAUUUUCUUAUCUCUUACGUCUCAACCUGUCAGCGCCCAUUCACUACCCCCAGCCAAUCUGUAUACUGAAGUCCUUCUGUUGUUCUAAAGCCAAAAUUAAGCCCCACCUUCUCCAUAAAUUGUUUCCCCAUCUCCCCAACUGAAAGUGGUCUCUCCGUCCAUCUUACUCCUGGCACUUUACCUGAAACACUCCCUCCUUUCUAUCUGAUUUAUGUGUCUUUCUCUCUCAUGCUACAUCCUUCAUAUUAUAUUACAAGCUCCUUGAGGGAGGGGUUCAUGACAAAGAUCUUUUUGCCCUCAGCACCAUAGGUGCCUUGCAUGGAGUAGGUGCUUAAUAUUUUUUAUUUAAUGAAUCCUGCUAAUAAUAGGAUUAGGAUUUAAGGCAUUUCCCCCAAAUUGUUAGCAGAAAAUUUAUAACCCACCUACCUUUUUACCAAAAGUUAAAAAAAAAGAUUAGAAGCCAACUAUGACAUUCUCCUCUCUACUAUUCUCAAAUACUAAAAUUGCACACUUGUGGCAUCUUUAAAAUAGUGCCUGAAGUCAGUGUUGUGCCAUAUUAGAAGACCUCCACUUCAUGGAUUUUUAUCAUAGAACUAUAAAUUUAAUUAGUGUUUUAAAAGGCCAUUUUGAUCUAAGUUUAAAAGAUAAAGAAAAAAAGAGAACAGAUGAUUGAGAAAUGAACACAAUGCUAAUAUGAGAAUUCUCAUUUAACAAAAAUCAACCUUUCCACAAAUUUUGAAGUCAGAAGCAUUUUAUAGAAAGUUUUCUUUUAAACUCUAAAACAAUUUAAGCACCUAUUCCAUUGCAGGGCAUUGGAUCAUAACAUUGAUUUUGGUUUUGUUCUAGUUUCAUUUAAUAACUCCAGCUCGGAUCUGCUUCAUUUCAGGUGACCAAAAGAGCCCUGUUAUGGUGAGCAUUUUAUUCCCAGUGGAGAAAUGGUUCCUCACCUUACAUUUAUGAAACUUGAUCCUCAUUUCCAUAGAGUUAAAGAUUCGAUUAUUAAGAAGUAGCUGGGGGAGAGGCGGGGAAUCAGAAUUACAUGUUUAAGUCAUCACAUUUGAUUGUCUAAAACAAUUUACCAUGUAUGUAAAGAGCUAACAUUAGAAUAUGUCCAUGCUCAAAUCAAGUUCGUGUACAAAGUGACUACUUUUUGUAGUAUAUUUGGGUGAUUUUGUGAUGUGACAUGGGCAAUUUUUGUAAUGCUAGAUGGUUUCUUUUGUUGGUAUAAUUUUCAGCAGUUUUCAAUAAUUAAAUCAUGCAAAAUUUCCCUUUAGAAUUGGGAUUGUAUAUAAGACAGUGGUGACAUUGGGAUUUUUUUAAUAUUGUAAAAAUAGAAUAUUGCUGACGGGACUGAAGGUAAUAUGCCAUUUGAAUUUUAAAUGUAUAAUAAAAUACAUGUUUUAUAUAUAAUUGGGGUUUGAAAUAGGUGAAUGGAAUAUAAAUAUUUGUAUUCAAUCUAAGUGCUUUCAAAUGCUAUACAUUGUCAAAGAUUUGGACUUUUUUCUUCUGUUUACAAUUCUACAAUUCCAUGUAUUCUCUUUUCAAGAAUGUGAUGGGCAUUGAAAAGUUACCUCUUUCAAUAUUUAGAUUUGACACACUAGGAGGCUUACAUUUACCACCAUUUUGAUCUCAUUAUUACCAAAUACUUUCUAAAGAAUUGCCAUACUCCAAAACAGUCAAAUUCAAAUAGAAACCACUCUUUGCCAGCCACAUAUUGACUUAGAAAACCAGAAAUCAAUAUUAUGUUGUAUUGCAUUUUUUUGUAUAUUUUGUUAAAUAUUUCCUAAUUGCAUUUUGAUCUGUUUCCUGAAUUUUGCUGGGACAUAUUUGACAUCUCUGUUCUAAAGGAUCAGAUGGAAUAUAUACACCAGCAUACAUCUAUAAGUAGUAUUGCUUAAAUGAUAUAAUUUUCACAUGUGUUCUAUUGAUAAUUUCUUCUAGUACUUAACAUCCCAUUCUUCUGAUAAGAGUUUUAUUUGUGUGGGCCAGUCCUCUAUUUUAUAAGGUUUGUAACUUUUGGAGGGGUCAGGGAACAAAGGGAAUAAGAAUUUUUACUUAUAUAAUUUAACUAAUAAAGACAUUUCUAUAUUCUAUAUAUAUAUAUAACCUGACCCCAUAACUUGAAAGAAAAAAAUAGACUAUCAAUGCCAGUUAUUGCAGCAGAUGUUUUCAUAAAAUCCAUCACUAAAUUUACUCCUCCUAAAGUCGAUGUGUGCUUGUUAAAGUAGCCUAUGGUGCUUUUAAGUCCUAUAUCUGAUAAACUCAGUGAGACUCUGUACAUCAUGUGACCAUAUGCUUCUGGAGGGUACUCUUGUUUACUAAAUUGGGCAUUGCCAUUAAAUUACAACUAUGGAAAGAGA